Molecule: messenger RNA, 1752 nt
Organism: Achroia grisella
Lineage: Eukaryota; Metazoa; Arthropoda; Insecta; Lepidoptera; Pyralidae
Gene: Shc
Product: SHC-transforming protein 1
Exons: 8
Coding region: 158-1420 (420 amino acids)
Biological process (GO): cell surface receptor protein tyrosine kinase signaling pathway; intracellular signal transduction
Cellular component (GO): plasma membrane
Molecular function (GO): receptor tyrosine kinase binding
Source: RefSeq, a predicted model, not a curated record
CACUAACGUUACUAUAAUUACAAUAGAAUGAACUACAGUAAUGCCAUGAAUGUACUAAUCAUUUGAAUCACGAUGAAAGUGCAUUUAAAAUAACUGCAAGUAGACGAAGUGUGAAAAAUAUCAUCUGUUUGGUAUAUUAGUUAAUUAAAUUCUUGAUAUGGCGGAUAGCGGUUCGUUUGUAGCUAAACCAGCACGAGGCUGGUUGCACCCGGAUGCUGUCCUUGCUAGUGACGGGAUCACGUACGCAGUCAGGUACAUUGGUUGCAUGGAGGUGUUAACAUCAAUGAAAAAACUUGAUUUUGAAACAAGAUCUCAAGUGGCCAAAGAGUGCAUCGCUCGCGUAUGUGCUGCUGCAGGUCUUCGUUCAGCAGAUAAGAAAAGACGAGUCAGCCAAGCAGCUGCUCGGGCCUUAGCAGCUAAACCUCGAAUGUCGCAUACAGGAGAGAAUGUAGCUCUCACUGUAUCUUCCAGAGCUAUAACCCUUGCUGCUCUGGAAGGUGGGGAAACCGUCGCCAGACAUGAAAUGCCCCGAGUAUCUUUUGCUUCUGGAGGUGAUUCAGAUUCCCUUGAUUUUGUGGCAUAUGUAGCAAAAUCAGCGCCACCUACAGAAUGGAGAGCCUGCUAUGUGUUGGAAUGUGGAGGAAGAUUGGCUCAAGAUGUUAUUGCAACUAUUGGACAAGCUUUUGAAUUACGUUUCAAGGAGUUCUUAACUAAACCUUCAUUACUGAACGUGAACGGAUCGCGGUCAUCGGGCAACGAGGCGAUAGCCACGGCGGCUGCGCUGGAAGACCGCGAGUAUUACAACGACUUGCCCGACAAGAUGCCCCCGGAACCCGAACCCGCGCCCGCGCCGCCGCCACACAGACACCCGCCGCCGCCACCGCUCGCCUCCCUUGCACCUAUCUCUUCUUGCGAGGAAAGUGUCCGUCACUACGUGAACCAAACACCCCCACCUCGGACCCCGCCCACCGCACUGCUGCCCAACCAUCAUACGGAUAUAUUUGACAUGCAACCGUUCACAGCGUCGCCAGUACCGCUUACUUCGAGUGUAUCUUCCUCAUCAUCAGCGGCAACAGAACCGCUAACAGUUGAGGCUCAAGCAGCACUGCUAGAGCGCGAGCCCUGGUACCACGGAUUAAUAUCUAGGAACACCGCCGAGAAGCUGGUGGUAGAGGACGGCGAGUUCCUGGUGCGCGAGAGUGCGGGCUCGCCCGGACAAUUCGUGCUCACCGGCUCCCGCCGCGGGGCGCACAAACAUCUCUUACUCGUCGACCCCAACGGCGUUGUUCGAACGAAAGAUAGGGUAUUUGAUAGUGUACCGCACCUGAUCAAAUACCACUGCACCAACGAGUUGCCGAUCGUAUCUGCUGACUCAGCGCUGCUGCUCCGUAAACCGGUGCUGCGUUCGGGAGCAUCCUGAGACGAGUUGAAAGGGAGGAAGUCGAGACGUAUGCGGAAAUGAACGCAGCAUCACCGACAACUCCCUAUAUUGUACCUAAUAAUCUCGAAUGAUAAAUUAAAAGCCUGCGCAGACAAUUGACUUUCAUCCAAAACAUUAUAGAUCUGCAGUCUAAAAAUUUUAUUUCUAUGCAGUAAAAUAGCAUAACAGACAAAUAAAAAAAAUUGCCUUUCGUGUGUGCAGGCCGUAAUAAAUAUCAGGGAAAAAGGAAUUGAAGAAUAUUCUUUUCUGUUCUUUAUAUUUAUGCGAUAUUUUCAUGCGUAUAAAUUAGAAUACAUUUCUUUAAUAAAAUA